AUGGAAUCGGAUUCAUCAUACAUUCACAACAUCACUGUAGCUGGCAUUCUUAAUAAUCAAAAUUUUCAACAGGCAAAAACUUGUGCUACAUAUUUACAGCGAACAAAUCCGACUGAAGUGAAAGCUACCAUCCACCAACUGUUCGAGACUCAGUGGGAAGAACUUCUGAAAGAGAUUAAAUCUACUAAAAAGGGGAAGUUUCAUUACCAUGAAGGCAAUUACAUAGUUUAUGUGAACGAUGAUGAGUAUCUAGGAGACUACAAAGGACUUGAAAAGUGGGCUCUCAUGAAUUACAGAUAUUCAGAUAAUUCCAAUACAAUAAUAUACAAAAGAAAAGCUGCUCUUGAGUUCAAAAAGGCGAUUAACGAUGUUAAAGGAAGAUCUUUCUGCUUUAUGGAGAUCAGAAUUGGAGAAGAGGCUCCUCAAAAAGUUAUCUUUGAACUCUUCACAGAUAUAGCCCCUGACAGUUGUGAGAACUUCAGAAAAUUAUGAGGAGGUACCUUUACAAACCAAAAAGGAGAGAAACUAACGUAUAAAAAUACUGAGUUUCAUAGAAUAGUCAAAGGAGGGUUUGUCCAAGGUGGCGAUCUCUCUAAAUUAGGAAUCACCAAGCUCGGCCAGAGUAUUUUUGAUGGAUACUUCCCUGACGAAACUUUUGAAAUUAAACAUACUCAAGUUGGCCUCCUCGGAUACUGCAAAAAGAGCGGUUUGAAAUACUCAAAUGAAUGUCAAUUCUAUGUUACCACAGGAGCACCCCUUAGCUACAUGGAUGGCAAAUAUGUAGUAUUUGGAAGAGUGGUCACAGGAAUGAGAGCUUUUAGACGAAUGGAAAAGAUGGAUAGCCUCAAUGAAAGACCAAAGGAUAAAAUAGAGAUAUCAAACUGUGGAGAAUACGAUGCAAGAAAAUAAAGAAUAUGA
Messenger RNA from Moneuplotes crassus, 918 nucleotides. The record is from the annotation of a GenBank genome assembly. Lineage: Eukaryota; Ciliophora; Spirotrichea; Euplotida; Euplotidae.